Messenger RNA from Chelmon rostratus (copperband butterflyfish), 5203 nucleotides. It is a transcript of the gene ddx6, whose product is annotated as DEAD (Asp-Glu-Ala-Asp) box helicase 6. Gene Ontology annotation, biological process: cytoplasmic stress granule assembly; P-body assembly. Lineage: Eukaryota; Metazoa; Chordata; Actinopteri; Chaetodontiformes; Chaetodontidae. The coding region runs from base 544 to 1995 and encodes 483 amino acids. Gene Ontology annotation, cellular component: P-body; cytoplasmic stress granule. The record is from RefSeq and is a predicted model, not a curated record. Gene Ontology annotation, molecular function: ATP binding; mRNA binding; RNA helicase activity. The transcript has 14 exons.
UUCAAAUACGAGUGGAAGCCAUCUUGAACAGUUGGUUGACAAGACUCUUUCGUAGUCAGCUAAAAAUUGAGUACACCUUGCAAACACCGCAUAGGGAACCGGUUAUUUCAGGUAUUCAAGGGUUGGAAAACACUGAGAAAGGACGCAGCGGCUCAGUUAUGCUACACGGGAUGGCUAGCUAAACAGUCGGCGAAUACUUGAAAGCUAGCUAAGCCCUCCUGGUGUAUGAUUUUCCAGAUAACAAUGGCAGAAUACAUCUAUGCUAAGCCCCAAUUUACUAAAUAGUUCUUUAAAAAAAUAAACUGAAAGGAGGAUUUUUUUCUUUUUUUUUUUUUUGGGCAAUUGAUGUCCCAGAAUCAACAGUAUUGUUGAGGAACCUGCUGAGACAUAUUUGAACAAUUUAUAUUUGGAUAAUUAUUAUUUAAGUCUCAAGAGAGAAGGACAAUCUUAAGUUUUGAGUGGUCCCAGAAGAGUGGACUCACUCAAUAUAGAGACACUUUGAGGUUUCAUUGCUAUUGAACAGAAAAGUCAAGCUAAGUAAAAAUGAGUACCGCCAGGACAGAGAACCCAGUGAUUCUGGGCUUGUCCAACCAGAAUGGACAGCUCAGGGGCUCAGUGAAGCCUGCUGGAGCACCAGGUGGAGGAGGGGGAGGAAGCUCUCAACAACAGCAACUUAAUCAGAUGAAAGGCGCGAUCAACAAUGGUAAUUCCCAGCUGGCCCCAACAACAAACGCUGUCAUCAAGCCUGGAGAUGACUGGAAGAAAAAUUUAAAAUUGCCCCCAAAAGACAUGAGGAUGAAAACUUCGGAUGUGACUGCAACUAAAGGCAAUGAGUUUGAGGAUUAUUGCCUAAAGAGGGAGCUGCUUAUGGGAAUCUUUGAGAUGGGCUGGGAAAAGCCAUCUCCAAUCCAGGAGGAAAGUAUUCCCAUCGCACUGUCAGGAAGGGAUAUCUUGGCAAGAGCCAAGAAUGGCACGGGAAAGAGUGGAGCCUACCUCAUUCCCUUACUUGAACGCAUUGACCUGAAGAGGGACUGCAUACAAGCUGUGGUCAUAGUGCCCACCAGAGAACUGGCUCUGCAAGUAAGCCAAAUAUGUAUCCAGGUCAGCAAACACAUGGGUGGAGUAAAGGUAAUGGCAACCACAGGUGGAACCAACCUACGUGAUGACAUCAUGAGACUUGAUGAAACAGUACACGUGGUCAUUGCCACUCCUGGGAGGAUUUUAGACCUCAUCAAGAAAGGAGUGGCCAAAGUUAAUCAAGUGCAGAUGAUUGUUCUGGAUGAAGCUGACAAACUCCUGUCUCAAGACUUUGUGGUUAUGAUGGAAGAGAUACUGGGCUUCCUGGCCAAACAGAGGCAGAUCCUGCUUUAUUCUGCAACCUUCCCUCUCAGUGUGCAGAAGUUCAUGACUGCACACUUGCAGAAACCGUAUGAGAUCAACCUGAUGGAGGAGCUUACACUGAAGGGUGUGACUCAGUAUUACGCUUAUGUAACUGAAAGGCAAAAGGUCCAUUGCCUUAACACUUUGUUCUCCAGGCUCCAGAUCAACCAGUCCAUAAUCUUUUGCAACUCCUCUCAGAGAGUAGAGCUCCUUGCCAAGAAGAUUUCCCAGCUUGGUUAUUCAUGUUUCUACAUUCAUGCCAAGAUGAGACAGGAGCAUCGCAACCGUGUGUUCCACGACUUCAGAAACGGCCUCUGCAGGAAUCUUGUCUGCACUGACCUCUUCACAAGAGGAAUUGACAUUCAAGCUGUGAAUGUUGUGAUCAAUUUUGACUUUCCCAAGCUGGGAGAAACGUACCUACAUCGCAUUGGUAGAUCUGGCCGCUUCGGACACUUGGGUCUAGCCAUCAACCUCAUCACUUACGAUGAUCGCUUCAACCUGAAAGGGAUUGAGGAGCAGCUUGGAACAGAGAUCAAGCCCAUCCCUGGCAUCAUUGACAAGAGCCUAUAUGUGGCAGAGUACCACAGUGAGAGUGGUGAAGAAGUCAAGCCAUGAGCCAAUCAGUCCAUCCUCCAUUCCCCUUUGUACCUUUUUCAUCCCCCUCUGUCUUGGAGUUUUUUUUUUUUUUUUUUUUUAAUGUACAGUUUGUCUGUCUUCCUUUUUUGGAUGCCACCAUAAGGAAUGUGUAUUUUGAUGGACGCGUUUCGGAAGAACUCAUUUGCCCUUUAUAGGGCUCAGUGCUGCACCACCGACACCCUGAAGACAUAAGCACCGGGAGGAAAGCGUGGGACCAAGUUGAAAAUGUAUCACUUCACAUUGUGACGAUUCAUAUCCACCAAUGACACGAAGCCAGCACCAACAGAUCUCUACAUGAAACCCUCCAUUCUCCACUUUUUAGUUUAGAAGUUUUAACCAAUUUGUAUCAAGUGCCUUAACAAGCAGUUCAACUCGUUCAAAAGUAAUAACCCUUCAUUUUCUGCCAUCUUGCUCACAUCAUACAGCACACACUCACGUUCACCUAAUUGAAAAUUUGUCACGCUAAUUUACUGUCCGACCACGUAGGUGAAUCCAUAACUGUUUUUGGUUGUCUCAUGCGUUUGAAAGGAAUGGACACGAGUCGGAGUGAGGCUGGUCUGAAUUAUCUUUUUGCUGGCUUAGCUGCACUUCUGUCUGGCUGACGAAUCAGGACAAACUUGGAUUUUCCAUGGACAGAGAUGCUGGAUUUUUUCCAAGAGACAGCCAGACUGACCAGUUGCUUGUGUAGAAGCUUGUGCUUCUAAAAGACCCAGACCCUUUCCUCUGUCUUCAGAAUCAAAACACUAAAAAUGAAAGAGCAGCCACUCAACACCUUGAGUCAUGAGGAUUCCUGUUUCGGUGGAGUUUAAUUGUAGGGAACGCUUUUUCUUUUAUGUCCUGUGUUUCACUUUCCUAUGGAUGGCCAUACUUAAUGUGCGAGAAGUGCAGCCGACGUGAGUUGCACCUUACACCUUGUGUAUAUACCUUCAUUUUAAGAUUGUUUUAACAAGUUCAAAAGGCUGGCUGACAAACUGAAAAACUCUUUCCCCCGUUCUCUCUUGUUAGCACUGGAUACUUUCCUUAAUUGUCAGUUUGUUUGAUCUGCAAUAUUGGCCUGUGAAUUUAUUUAUAAUUUUAGAAAUUGCAGAAUUUAUUAAAAUCUAAAACAUUAAAAUGACUUUGUACAUGAAACGUUUUGGAGGCAGAGUUCAUCACUUAUAAUCUUUUAGCCCCUCCAAAUUUGAUGGCGAGUGCAAUUGUUCAAAGCUGCACUUAAACAUGCAGAGAUUGUUUAAAUUGUUGCCCGUAUUCUCCUGCGACCAGUGUUAACAAGUGUUCAGUCUGGACAGAUGGCUUUGUUAAGCUUGUGCAUUUGAUGAAUUCUUUGUUGUCACCAGCCUUAACUUGUGAAACUGACUCUUGAGACACUCUUAAGAUCUCCAGUUACAGUGAGUGUUGUUGGAAGAGAAAAUAAUAUUCUGUCAUGUAGUAGUACUACUCGCUGCAGUGCAGCUGAACUGGCAGAGAAUUUGUUUUCUGGGGGAGGUAUUAGCUGUUACGUUGAUCUAUGUGCUCUUUAAGCACAGCUACAUUAUUUCACAAAUGUUAGGAGGAAGCUGUGGAUUUUUUUUUCCCCCCUUUUUUUUGAAGAAUGUUGGCCGAAUGCAUCAAAAUGAACCAUAUAUUACCUAAAAUGUAGCAGGAAUUCAUCCUCUGUGCGUUGCAAGUUAGCUGGCUUUAUUGGCUAACAAAAGAUGCCUCACUAAAAACAACCUGAGCAGGUUGGGCUGCACUUAAAACACAGAGAUGGGUUCAUGCAAUAACACUGACUGCACUGCUUUUUGUACACAUGAUGCCCAGAUGAGAGAGAAGUGCAUGGUGGUGCAGAACAUUCAUAAAAAAAAAUUGGCAGGGAGGGGGAAUGGGCAUGAAGGAUUACAAAUUACUAUUGGUCGGACUGCUUGUUUAAAGAUAACUUGGGCACCUCUGACUGCCGAGUUUAUGGCUUAUUUCUCUGCCCUUUAUUGCUUUGAUAUUUUGGGUUUGGGUUACAGUUGCUUUUUUAAUUUUUAUGCAACAUGACAACCUUAUUUUGCAUUAAGGCCUUCUGACCACUCGUUCAGCUAAAACCUUUUUGCAAAUAAGGUUCCCUUUGUUAUGGUGAGAUGCUCUCUUGACUGUUGUAAUCAAUGAGAAUUGUUAUUGCACAUUUAAUUUAAGCUCUUUUUAAAAGGUUACAGUGUGACAAUAUUGAUAAGUUUAAGAUAACCAUUUUAUUUCUCAUUGGUUAGGACUGUGAUCCCUGUUCUCUCACUUCUUCUUGUUGUCGCCUAAAUAUUUGCAUGUCCAAUUUGGCUGUUUUGGCUCACUGUUUGGGAGGGAGGGCUGCAUUUGUUUAAAAUACCCAAAUUAAAUUAAGCAUUAGUUGAGUGAACAGGGAUCUAACCAUACAGGCACUUGGCAGCUGCCUGUUUCUUGUCAGCCCACUGGCAGUAAUCGCCACAUCCGAUGCUUUCAAGGCUAAAAUCAACAGUCCUUAAAGAUGACGUGUGUUACUCCCUUUGAGGGGACGCUGCGUUACUGCCAGUGGCUGCCAUUCUGAGAACCUUGAAGACUGAGACAAGAGCAUCUUGCCCCACAUUGGGUGAAUUAAUUGGAUAUUUUGUGUCACUAAAUUGUCUCACUCUUAAAGGUCUUUUUAAAUUUGUGGGGUGGUUAAAUUCGUGCUCUUGCUGCCCUGAUGCACAGGUUAAUCCUCUCCCGAUCGCUCUGACACAUUUAAGAUAAAAACAGCUUUUGUGUACAAUUUGGCCGUCCGAUCACUUUUCUGUCGGGGAGGAUUUGAGAGGAGUCCCUUAAGGAUUGCUUUCAAAACUGAUGCAUCAGUAAAAUAAUGUGGGGAGGAGCCUUUGGGCUUUACAGAAACAGAAUAAUAUGAUGUAAAGAUCCAAAGUUACGGUAAUGGGUAUAAAAAGGUUUGGAAAAAGUUGCCCUAAAAUUUGGAUUUUUUUUUUUUCUCAAAUGAAAUGUUCAUGUGGAGAACACGUUACUUAAAAAGUCUCCAAAUUUAAGUGAAGAAUUUAAAGCCUGAGUUCAUUUUUUUUUUAAUUUGAUGGAAAUUUGGUCGUUAUUGGAUUGGCAGAUUUUUCAGUGAAGCUAAUUUUACAAUGAACUUCAGUUUAAAGGAUGUCGAUAUUAUUGGAUACGAUUUGAAAGUUUUGUUGAAAAUAAAGCUCACUGAAAUUUA